Molecule: messenger RNA, 390 nt
Organism: Nannochloropsis gaditana CCMP526
Exons: 3
Coding region: 1-390 (129 amino acids)
Source: RefSeq, a predicted model, not a curated record
AUGUCCGAGUAUUCUUCCGCUGAUUCCUCCGAUAAGCUUUCCCCCCCGGCUUCUGCUCGGUUGCCACCUCCUCCUACUUCACUGCGCAGCAACACUGCUUCCUAUGUGCGGCUCGACACGGACCUAUCAGCGAAGCAAACGGACCGGGACGAAGGCGAGGAAGAUGCAGCACAUGAGGAGGAGCAGGAGCAAGCCGUCAUUAGCUUGGAUCUUGCCGUCGGGCCCGUAGAUGAGAGGCUCGUUGCCGCUCUGGAAGGGGACGAGGGUGGUGGGAGUAGGGAGGAGGCGAAGGAGACCUCAGGAAUGGAAGAGGAGGAGGAAAAGACCGAGAGGAAAAAGGGCGGACGAAGCGGCGGGAGAGGGAGCAGAAAAGGCUGGAACGAGGCAUAA